Molecule: messenger RNA, 1362 nt
Organism: Trichogramma pretiosum
Lineage: Eukaryota; Metazoa; Arthropoda; Insecta; Hymenoptera; Trichogrammatidae
Exons: 4
Coding region: 393-1187 (264 amino acids)
Source: RefSeq, a predicted model, not a curated record
UCAUCUGAGCGUCAUCCUAACCUCGUUAUAGAAUCUAUAGCUCGUUUACGUUGCCGUACGCUUGAUAUAAGAUUACCAAAUUUUUCGUACAGCUCUCGGUUUGAAAAAGCGCGAGAAACUAUAUUGCACUUGUGUUACCUUAUCAACUUUGUGCCCGUCGAUCGUGUAAACAAUGCCAAAUUGGAUUUGACGUUUGCUCAGAAGUAACUCGUCAAAUUGAGAUUAACUUUGUUGGCUUGAAGAUUCAAAAUCUCCGCUUACUUUAUUAAAACAUUUUGAAAGUGUACUUUUAAAGUGAAACAGUUUUGAUUUAAUUAGAUAUUGUACAAGUUUUUUCACAGAAAUGUCACAAUAUUUUGAAUGUAUUAGAGUCAUAAUGACGUUAAUUAAUCAUGGAAAAUAUCAGAUACGACGAUAAAAUUGAAAGCUUUGAAGCUUGCUUGAUCGACGGAGGAAAUCAACAAGAAACUAAUGAUUCUGAACAUAAUGGGCCUCAAACUCAAGAGAUUAAUGUAAUAGAUGUUGAAGAGAAUUCGGAAAGUACAGCAAUGCAUUCGACUAACGAUGAACAAGGCCCUACAACUGUAUCGCUUGUUUCUUCUGCAAAUUUGACCCCUAUUAGAAUACCAGCUAUUUUGGAUGGAGAAUUCUUUGUUGUCACCAGGCUAGAAGAAACAAAUGUAACUGCCAAAUGUACACAAUGUCAAAAAUUUUUAAAUGGAAAUUUAAAAUCCACCGGGAAUUUUCUGAGCCAUAUCAAGAGAGUGCAUCCAUUUUUAUUGGAAAAAAUAAAGUCUAAAUCCAAUCAAAGAAGAUCAACUGCCAUUUUUGUUGAACCUGCAGAAAGAAACACAGAUAUAAACAGAGCAAAAAUGCGACCCAAAAAGUUUACGAAAAUUGAGGAACGACAGGCUCUACAAGAUGACAAUUAUGAAUCUGAAGAAUGGAUAGAGCAACCAGUACUCAAAAAAAAAAGGAAUGAAGAAUUUGACAAUAAUGAAAUAAGGGUCUCUCAACAUAGUUCGGUUGUGACAGAUGAUGAAUUUGAUGCUAUUGGGAGAAAUGUAGCUUUCAAGUUACGUAAUAUGAAAAGUAGUCAAAAAAUUAUCGCAGAGAAGCUAAUAAAUGAUGUUUUAUUUCAAGCACAAUUGGGAACUCUUCAAUUGACUUCUUUGCUACAGUUAUAAGAGUGCUUUUCAUUACUUUGAUUAAGCUCUUCUCCAUGUUUUAUAAAAAUAUUAGUUUUAAGUGUAAGAUACAAAUUGAUAACAUUUUACGUAAUUAGGAUUUUUACGUAUAUAAGAGUUAUGUUGUGGAUUUCAAAUAAUUCAAUAUGACAAAAUUAUGAUUGUAAUUUAUAAU